AUGUCGGAACGCAAAGACGUCGAGGUUUUGAACGACGCCCACAAGGAGGCCCCUCUGGGCAUCGACGAAGAUGAGCUCCAGGACCUCAAGGCUGAUCGUGAGUUGAGUGAGGCUGCCAUGAACUCGGAGCUGCAGCAGCUGGAAGAACAAUUCCAGACCCUGCCCACGAAACGCUUCCAGAUCACCUUCGCCGACCCGGCCUACUACACGUGGGUGCUGGUCGGGUUUGCUUCCAUGGGUGGUCUGCUGUCGGGUUUGGAUCAGUCGCUGAUCAGCGGUGCCAAUCUGUCGCUGCCCAGUGCCCUCAACCUCAGUGACAACCAGGCCAGUUUGGUCAAUGGCGGCAUGCCCUUGGGUGCCGUGGCGGGUGCGUUGAUCCUGUCGCCUUGCAACGAGUACCUGGGUCGUCGCAUGUCCAUUAUCGUGUCUUGUAUCCUGUAUACCGUCGGUGCCGCCCUGGAGGCAGGUGCGAUGAACUUCGGUAUGAUGUUCGCGGGGCGUUUCAUUCUGGGCACCGGUGUUGGGUUGGAGGGUGGUACGGUGCCCGUCUAUGUCGCCGAGUCUGUGCCCAGCAGAAUCCGCGGUAACCUCGUGUCCCUUUACCAGCUCAAUAUCGCCUUCGGCGAAGUCCUCGGCUAUGCCGUGGCCGCCAUCUUCAUCGGCGUCGAAGGUAAUUGGCGCUACAUCCUGGGCUCCUCUCUCGUCUUUUCCACCAUCCUCCUCGUGGGCAUGUUCUUCCUCCCCGAGAGCCCCCGUUACCUGAUGCUGAAGGGCCGCGAAAUCGAAGCCUACGCCGUCUGGAAGCGCAUCCGCGGCUUCAACGACUACGACUCCAAGGAUGAGUUCCUGGGCAUGCGCCAGGCUGUCAGCGCCGAGCGCGAAGAGCAGGCCCAGACCAAGAAGUUCGCCUGGAUGGACUUCUUCACGAACCCGCGCGCUCGCCGCGCCCUGGUCUACGCCAACAUCAUGAUCUUCCUCGGCCAGUUCACCGGCGUCAACGCCGUCAUGUACUACAUGUCCACCCUGAUGCAGGCCAUCGGCUUCGACAACAAGACCUCCGUCUUCAUGUCCCUCGUCGGCGGCGGCUCGCUCAUGCUCGGCACCAUCCCCGCGGUCAUCUACAUGGAGCGCUUCGGCCGCCGCUACUGGGCCAACGUCAUGCUCCCCGGUUUCUUCGUCGGGUUGAUCCUCGUCGGUGUCGGCUACACCAUCGACUACCAGACGCGGCCGGCUGCCGCCGAAGGCUUGUACCUGACCGGCAUCAUCAUCUACAUGGGGUUCAUGGGCUCCUACGCCUGUCUGACCUGGGUGAUUCCCUCCGAGGUCUUCCCCACGUACCUCCGCCACUACGGGAUGACCACGGCCGACGCGAACUUGUUCCUGUGCUCGUUCAUCGUCACGUACAACUUCACCCGCAUGAUGAACUCGAUGACGCGCAUUGGCCUGACGCUCGGCUUCUACGGUGGCAUUGCGGUGCUGGGCUGGUUCUACCAGGUGAUCUUCAUGCCGGAGACGAAGAACAAGUCUCUCGAGGAGAUUGAUGAACUCUUCUCGAAACCGACCUCGGUCAUUGUGAAGAAGAACAUCAAGCAGACUGCGCAGAUUGCCCGGGACCUGGCGCAUUUCCGUUUGCGCAAGGUCUUCUCGCCGGAGCCUUUGAACGUCUAG
Messenger RNA from Penicillium chermesinum, 1668 nucleotides. RefSeq names its product putative MFS sugar transporter. Lineage: Eukaryota; Fungi; Ascomycota; Eurotiomycetes; Eurotiales; Aspergillaceae. The transcript has 2 exons. Gene Ontology annotation, cellular component: membrane. Gene Ontology annotation, molecular function: myo-inositol:proton symporter activity. The record is from RefSeq and is a predicted model, not a curated record. Gene Ontology annotation, biological process: transmembrane transport. The coding region runs from base 1 to 1668 and encodes 555 amino acids.